AUGCAGCAAUUGGGUGAGAAGAUUAGUCCCUCUUUGGUGGUAUUAGAAUCUCUGAGUUACUUGGACUUGAGCAAAAAUAAUUUCAGUGGUUCUACUAUUCCAAGUUUCUUUAGUUCUGUGCCAAGUUUGAGAUAUCUCAACCUCUCUCAUUCGCUUUUUGAGGGGUUGCUUCCUCAUCAGCUUGGGAACCUCUCGAGCCUUCGUGUUCUCGAUCUAUCCUCUAAUUCCUUAUAUGGUCAUAUACCUAGUAGCAUUUCAAAUCUUCCCCCGUUGAGCUAUUUAGAUUUGGGAUUCAAUCUAAUCACAGGGCAAAUCCCAGACGGUCUUGGGCAAUUGAAACAUCAUGAAUCUCUCUAUCUUUCUGCAAAUUUAUUGCAUGGUCUCAUUCCAGCAUCUGUUGGAAACUUAUCGUCCUUGAGAUUAUUCUCUCUUUCUGCUAAUAAAUUGAAUGGCACUUUCCCAAACAGUAUGGGGUUGCUCUCAAAUCUAGAGGAACUAUAUGUAGGAACCAAUUCCUUAGCAGGCAUUGUUUCCGAAGCCAGUUUUGCCAAACUGUCAAAAUUGAAGAUCUAUACGUGUUCAAACUUUCUGUUCUUCAACAUGAACUCCAAUUGGGUUCCUCCUUUUCAACUUCACAUACUCAAAAUGAGCUCCAGCAACAUGGGUCCAAGGUUUCCUUUAUGGCUACGAACACAAACAUCUUUGAAUUAUUUGGACAUCUCUUAG
Messenger RNA from Cornus florida, 726 nucleotides. RefSeq names its product leucine-rich repeat receptor-like protein kinase PEPR1. The transcript has a single exon. The coding region runs from base 1 to 726 and encodes 241 amino acids. Gene Ontology annotation, molecular function: protein binding. Lineage: Eukaryota; Viridiplantae; Streptophyta; Magnoliopsida; Cornales; Cornaceae. The record is from RefSeq and is a predicted model, not a curated record.